CCUGAACCGCCGCUUCAACCCACCCACAUUACCACGACGAUCUGCGCCUGGCUCCGGGACAUCACCGAUCUCCACCAUGAGUACUACUCGCGAGCGACGGCUCGCGAAAGAGCUUGCCGACAUCCACAGCGAUAAAGACAAUUCUGGUGUCUUUGCACAGCCAGUCGACCCCGCCAACCUGACGCACCUCAAGGGAACCUUUCCGGGGCCGCCCGACACCCCGUACGCCGGAGGCACGUACCAGAUCGACAUCGUCAUCCCCGACACGUACCCGUUCAAGUCGCCCGUGAUGAAGUUCGACACCAAAAUUUGGCACCCGAAUGUCAGCAGUGUGACGGGUGCUAUAUGCCUCGACACGCUCGGCUCCGGGUGGUCACCGGUAGCCACGAUCAAGACGGCGCUGAUCUCGCUCCGCAUGCUCCUCGAGUCGCCCAAUCCGCGGGACCCGCAGGACGCCGAGGUGGCCAAGAUGAUGCUGGAGAACCCGGACGCGUUCGCGCGGAAGGCGCACGAGUGGGCCGUCAAGUACGCCAACGCGCCGCGGAACGACGCCCUCAGACACAACUACGAGCCGGCACCGGCACCAGCGCCGCGGAAUGACCCGUCAAGGUAUCAAGGUUACAACAAGGACCUCGUGGACCGAUUCGUCAACAUGGGCUUCGAUGUCGACGCCGUGGUCGAGGCCUUCAACUACGUCGGUAUUGACCGCAACGGGGGUGAGGACUACGAGCUCGAGGAGGCGUACAUGGGCGAUAUCACGGCGCGGCUUCUCGGCGAGCAGUAGUCGUACAAACCGGGCCUCCCGGUGCGAGACAGCUGUGCCGCGUGAUCUCGGCCAUCAAGAACGAACGGAGUCCUCUUCAGUGGAAACGUAUGGCACAGGAGUGGAAACAAGAGUGCGGGGCAAAGCUCAGAUGCCCGUGGGCAGCGCAGGGGAGUGGGCUUGAGAAAUCGCAUGAGACACAGAGACACACAGUAUCAUGUCCCGUAUAGCAUCAGGAACGGAGUUUACGGAUGGUGGUUGGGUGGCAGGGUCCAGGCGAACAUCCGGGUUUGUGCAUUUUCUAUUUCCCUUAGCCUUUCGAGUUUUUUUUUUCAGACCAGACCGGAAUGAAACAGUGCAAACAGUGCAAGCGUGGGUUCAUGGUCUGAGCAAACAGCAUUGGGAUAUCUCUGCUGUUCUUCAGCAUCUCUUGAGUUGUCUUUGGUGGACCUCAUUGGCACGGCUGCGGCAAAGAGAGGACAGCCAGGUUUCUGCUCCCAAAGGUUCAGAUAGAUUGGUCUCCGGGAGCCGACUGAGAUCGGGACAAACGAGAAGCAGUCCAUCAAGGCCAACGGUCGCAGAUGGCCCGCCACCCUGAGCAUGGCUGCAACCCGCUCCCCCUUCCCCCCC
Molecule: messenger RNA, 1393 nt
Organism: Thermothielavioides terrestris NRRL 8126
Lineage: Eukaryota; Fungi; Ascomycota; Sordariomycetes; Sordariales; Chaetomiaceae
Exons: 3
Coding region: 77-784 (235 amino acids)
Molecular function (GO): protein binding
Source: RefSeq, a predicted model, not a curated record